Molecule: messenger RNA, 3897 nt
Organism: Mercenaria mercenaria
Lineage: Eukaryota; Metazoa; Mollusca; Bivalvia; Venerida; Veneridae
Exons: 2
Coding region: 1-3897 (1298 amino acids)
Biological process (GO): DNA integration
Molecular function (GO): nucleic acid binding
Source: RefSeq, a predicted model, not a curated record
AUGAAAGUUUGCGGAAUUCAAGGUUGUAAAAAGAACCAUAAUAGGUUGUUACAUAAUGAAGAAAUGAAUUAUCAAAAUGCGGGUAACAGUUUGUCUUUACACAAAGAUGAAAUGAAUCAACAAAAUGUAACUACAAAUGAAAAUGCGACAAGUCAUCAUGUUCAACAUCAGGAUCAUGAUAAUGACAAUCGUUUCUCAGUACCAAAUCGGAUUUCACUUCGCACAGUUCCAGUAAUAGUAAAAAAUGGAAGUAAACAGUUGACUGUAAAUGCACUGUUGGACGAUGGCAGUUCAAAAUCAUACAUUAAUGCAGAUGUAGCUGCAGAAUUAGGAUUAGACAUAGUAUCUAAUGCACAGUUGAUAACAGUAAAUGUUAUGAAUGGUAGAAAAGAAACUUUUGAAACUGCACCUGUGAAAUUUCAUAUUGAAGGCUUGAAUGGUCAAGUGAAAAUGGGAAUGGAGGCUACAACAACAACUUGUGUAACAGGAAAUCUCAGAACAGUAGAUUGGAAUAAACAAUCUGGACAGUUUAAACAUCUAAAUGAUAUAAAUAUCGAAAAAUCGAUAGAAAAAUUCUGGGAAAUAGAACACAUUCCACAAAAAGGGAGUACCAUGUCAGUCGAAGACGAAUCCAUUGUGAAACAAGUAAAAUCUACGAUAACAUGUAGUGAAGGACAUUAUCAAGUAUCCAUUCCAUGGAAUGACAAAAAGCCGUCUCUGAAAAAUAACUAUGAAAUGGCAUUACAGAGAUUAAGAAACACAGAAAAGAAAAUAGAGAAAGAUCCAGUUGUGAAAGAAGCAUAUGAAACCACACUACAGAAAUAUCAAAAUAAAGGUUAUAUAACGGAAGUUAACCCGAAUGAAAGUUUCAAUGACAGUGAGUGGUAUUUACCACAUUUUCCGGUAGUUAAACUGGAUCGAGAGACAACUAAAGUCCGUAUUGUUUUCGAUGCAGCAGCAAAAACAGAGGGAUUAAGUCUAAAUGAGGCGAUAUAUCAGGGACCAAAGUUGCAGAAUGAAUUAUUUGAUGUAUUGUUGAGAUUUAGAAGUCAGCCCAUAGCAAUUAUGUGUGAUAUUGAAGAGAUGUACUUACGUGUAGGAAUUAACCCUAUUGACAGAUCAUAUCACAGGUUUCUUUGGAAUUCUUCAGCACCAAUUCGGUAUGAAUUCAAAACACUGGUGUUUGGAGUUAAUGCAUCACCAUUUCUAACCCAAUAUGUUUCUAGACAUAAUGCUGAAUUACAUAAAGAAGAAUAUCCACGUGCUGCAGAAACGGUCUUUAGCUCAACAUACAUGGAUGAUAGUAUGGAUUCUGUGUCUACCGUAGAGGAAGGUAUUGAAUUGUAUUAUCAGCUAUCAGAACUUUGGGCGAAAGCAAACAUAUAUGCAAGAAAAUGGCUGUCAAAUUCGGCUGACGUACUAGAAAAAAUCCCCACUGAGCAUAGAGCUUCUAAAGUUGAACUGGACAAAAAUGACUUGCCAACUGUAAAAACACUUGGUGUAACAUGGUUAGCUAAUGAAGAUUGUUUUAUUUUCAAUGUGCAAGAGUCGGAUAACUAUACAACAUUGACAAAGAGAACAAUUCUAAGAAAAAUAGCGACUAUAUUUGAUCCACAUGGUUUUGUUGCACCAUAUAUCGUGCAAGCAAAGAUUCUGAUGCAGGAAUUAUGGUUAGCUGGAUUAGAUUGGGAUGAAAUUGUUCCAAAUGAAAUGAAUGAAACAUUUUUGAGGUGGUUAUCUGAAUUGAAAGAACUUAAACAAAUCAAAAUACCAAGAUGUAUAAGACAUGAAAGCUAUGUUCAGCCAAAAAGAGUAACAUUACAUGCAUUCGGUGAUGCAUCAGAAAAAGCUUACGGUUCAGUAGUGUAUGCUCGCUGUGAAGAUUCUGACAAUAACAUUUCGGUUAGACUCGUUGCAGCAAAAAGUAGAGUAGCGCCGGUUAAGACGAUAAGUAUUCCUAGAUUAGAGCUUUUGGCAGCUGUUCUGUGCUUGAAACUUACAUUGUCAAUUUGUGCUGCACUAAACAUUUGUAUUAACAAUUGCACAUUUUGGACAGAUAGUAUGAAUGCUUUACAUUGGAUACGAAAUAGAAGCACAAUUUUCAAACCAUUUGUUGCUAAUAGAAUUGGAGAGAUUCAGUAUCAUUCAAAUCCUAUACAAUGGCGACAUGUACAAGGAAAACAAAAUCCGGCUGACAUUUUAAGUAGAGGAUGUUCAAUAUCUUAUUUAGAAACGAACGAGUUGUGGUGGAACGCACCUGAAUUUCUGAAGAAAAAUGAAUGCGAAUGGCCAAAAAGUAAAGUUGAAUUUUCGCAUGAGAACAGUGAAAUAAAAAAGUCAAAACAAAUGCAGUUUGAAGUACAAACAAUGCACACACAGAGCGCGGAUGUACAAACAUGCAAUGAAGAAUGGCGGCUUGAUCCGAAACGAUAUUCCAGUUGGACAAAAUUAGUACGGGUAUAUGCUUGGGUUAUGCGUUUCGUGGAAAAUUGUAAACGUACAAAAACAGCAAGAAUUGAAGGACAACUGGGUGCGAAUGAAAUACAUGAUGCAGAAGUAAAAUUAAUAAUAAAAGCUCAAAGGUCUCAUUAUAAGGAAGAAUUUACAUGUUUAUCUAAGCAAAAAGAACUACCAAAAGAUAGCAAAUUGAUCAAAUUGAAUCCAAAAAUUGACGGUGAAGGAGUAAUCAGAAGUGAUGGACGCUUAAAAUACGCUGAAAUGUUAUCGUAUGACUGUCGAUAUCCAGUGAUACUACCUCGACAUGAUUGGAUUACUGAACUAAUUGUUCGUCACUUUCAUGAAGAUUCAGGACAUAGUGGUACAAACUACACACUUUCCGUGUUAUCAACACAGUAUUGGAUACCAUCUGCAAGGGAGGUAAUUCGUGCAGUAGAAAACAAAUGUACAAAGUGUAAACUUCGCAAAGCAAGACCAAAAGAACAGAUUAUGGCGCUACUUCCAAAUAUCCGUCACAAUAUGCCAUUAAGAGCAUUUGUUCAUGUAGCAGUAGAUUAUGCGGGACCAUUUGUAACUGUUCAAGGCCGUGGAAAACGUCGAGAAAAAAGAUACCUUUGUUUAUUCACUUGUUUGAGUACAAGAGCUGUACACUUAGAGAUUGCAUUUGGAAUGGAUGUAGAUUCUUUUCUUAAUGCGUUGUACCGGAUGGUUAGUCGUCGGGGAUUACCAAAAACUAUGUUAUCAGACAAUGGAUCAAAUUUUGUUCGUGCUGACAAAGAAUUAAAACAGUUAUUGCAGUGUCUUGAUCAGGAUAAAAUUAAAGAAAACACAGCAAAUAAAGGAAUACAGUGGCAAUUUAUUCCACCCUUUGCUCCUCAUUGGGGAGGUGUACACGAAAUAAUGAUCAAAAGUGCUAAACGUGCAACAUACGCAAUAUUACAAAAUGCUUCAGUUACUGACGAAGAGCUUAUGACGGCAUUUGCUGGAGCUGAAGGCUUGAUCAAUUCAAGACCACUUACAUAUCAAACUAGUAAUCCAGCAGACUGUAUACCGCUUACACCAAACCAUUUUCUGCAUGGACAAAUCGGGGGAAAGUUUGCUCCUGAAAGUGUGGAUACUACAGAAUUCAGUCCUAGAAAGCGAUGGCGUAGAAUACAGGAGUUAGUUCGACACUUCUGGAAUAGAUGGUUACAUGAGUGGUUACCCAGUCUACGAACAUCAAAAAAAUGGCAUAGAAUUAAUCCAGACCUGAAAGUUAACGAUGUCGUGAUUGUUACGUCUAAUGAUUUACCGCGAGCACAGUGGCCAUUAGGGCGUAUUACGCGUGUGCAUACAAGUCGCGAUGGACAUGUGCGUGCAGCAAAUGUUUUAAUGAAUGGCAAAGAAUUUGUGCGACCAAAAACAAAACUGUGCCCAUUAGAAAUAAAUGCUGAUGAUUAA